AUGCCUUCCCUACAAGGCAAAGUGAUCACUGUUACCGGAGCCGCCUCUGGCAUGGGGUUGGCUAUAGCACAACUGCUCUCGAGCCGGGGCGCGAUACUUUCACUUGCAGACCUUAACGAAUCUGGCCUGGAAAAAGCAAUGAAAACACUUUCUGGGAAUGGGCAUAUUUACGCUGUUGUCGACGUACGCAAGAGUGAUAUAGUUGAUAGUUGGAUCGAAAGAACAGUUCAGGAAUUGGGCCGGCUUGACGGGGCGGUGAAUUUCGCCGGCGUUGCUACCGGUGCCAAACUCCUCGAUACGACAGAAAGUGAGUGGGAUUUGAACAUGAAUGUGAACGCAAAGGGAAUUUUCAACUGCCUUAAGGCUCAAAUCAAGCGAAUUCAAUCUGCAGGAAGUAUUGUAACUGCUGCAAGUAUCGAUGGGCAGAUAGGGUGGCCAAUGCUUUCUGCCUAUUGUGCUAGUAAACACGCUGUUAUCGGCUUGAUGAGGGCUGCAGCAAAGGAGCACCCACACCUUCGGUUGAAUUGCGUCGCGCCAGGUUGCGUUGACACUCCAAUGGCUGGCGACGACGAAAUUUGCGCGUCCGAGAUAGCUUGCCAGACUAUCAAGCGUAAAGCAAAACCCAUCGAAAUUGCGAACAUGGUUGCUUUUCUCUUGAGUGAUGAAGCAACGUUCAUCACUGGAGCAGUCUACAACGUGGACGGAGGUUGGCUAUGUUGA
Messenger RNA from Talaromyces amestolkiae, 720 nucleotides. RefSeq lists its product as uncharacterized. The record is from RefSeq and is a predicted model, not a curated record. Bases 1 to 720 code for a protein of 239 amino acids. Gene Ontology annotation, molecular function: oxidoreductase activity. NCBI's taxonomy places the organism in Eukaryota, Fungi, Ascomycota, Eurotiomycetes, Eurotiales, Trichocomaceae. The transcript is spliced from 4 exons.